Vicia villosa (hairy vetch) is the source of this 1191-nucleotide messenger RNA. RefSeq lists its product as uncharacterized. The transcript is spliced from 2 exons. The record is from RefSeq and is a predicted model, not a curated record. Bases 1 to 1191 code for a protein of 396 amino acids. NCBI's taxonomy places the organism in Eukaryota, Viridiplantae, Streptophyta, Magnoliopsida, Fabales, Fabaceae.
AUGAAGAGGUUCAAGAAGAUGCUGAGAACACCGAUGUCACUGAGGAUGUCAAUGACAUUGAAAAUUCUGGAGCUGAUGAUAGAUGCUGGAACAGGUACAAACGUUGUGGAUGUAGAUGAGUACUCUGACAAUGAUUUGGUUGCUACUGUGAACCCUAGUGUAGCCGAAAGGCUCGUGACUAGGAGAAAAGACAAAGCUGUGAUUCAGAAGUCUCCUGUGAAGAAAACUGAUGUUAAAAGCCCUUCCAAAGACUAUGUCAAGAAGAAGAGUACAUCUGCAGGACCUAUAAAGAGUAGAGCUGUGGCUAAAAGUGUUGGCAUUGGUCCCUCAAAAUCUUGGAGCAAGGUUGUUCCAAAGAAGAGGAAGGCAAGAGCUGUUGAAGAAUCCGAGUCUGAUGUUGAAGUGAAUGUCCAUGACAUUCCAUUAAAGAAGAAGCUCGCAACUAGCAAGCUUGCUGCUAGUGUACCUGAAGUUCCCAUUGACAAUGUAUCCUUCCACUUUGCUGCAAGUACAAACAGGUGGAAAUUUGUGUAUCAAAAGAGACUGGCUUUUGAGAUGGAAUUGGCUCAAAACGCUCGUGAUUGUAAGGACAUAAUGGAUUUGAUUGAGGCUGCUGGCCUAAUAAAAACUGUGGUCCAUCUGAGUAAAUGCUAUGAAAUGCUGGUGAAAGAGUUCCUAGUAAACCUCUCUGAAGAGUGUGCUGACAAGAGAUCCAAGGAAUUCAGAAAAGUGUUUGUAAGAGGAAAAUGUGUUAACUUUUCGUCCACUGUGAUCAACAACCUAUUGGGAAGGUCUGAUGAAGCUCAACCUAAGCUUGAAGUCUCUGAUAACAAGGUAUGUCAAGUUAUCACUGCAAACCAAGUCAGGAGCUGGCCCUUUAAAGGAAAAUUGUCUGCUAGUAAUCUAAGCAUGAAGUAUGCAAUGCUGCAUAAGAUUGGGGCUGCUAAUUGGGUGCCAACAAAUCACAAGUUUACUGUCUCAACUAUUCUUGGAAGAAUUAUCUAUGCUGUUGGUACAAAAGCAAAGUUUGACUAUGGCACUACAGGGACAGAAGCACAAGAUGAACAGCAAGAGGGAGGAGACUCUGAAGAAGAAGUUGAAGAAGGAAAUACCAGUCUAGCUGAUGGUUCAAAUGAAGAAAAUGAAGAAAGUGAGGCAGUCAACUUUGGUGGGUAUGGCUCUGACGAAUAA